This is a messenger RNA of Brassica oleracea var. oleracea, 2171 nucleotides long. RefSeq names its product ABC transporter G family member 25-like. The transcript is spliced from 4 exons. NCBI's taxonomy places the organism in Eukaryota, Viridiplantae, Streptophyta, Magnoliopsida, Brassicales, Brassicaceae. Gene Ontology annotation, cellular component: membrane. The record is from RefSeq and is a predicted model, not a curated record. The coding region runs from base 71 to 2011 and encodes 646 amino acids. Gene Ontology annotation, molecular function: ATP binding; ATP hydrolysis activity; ABC-type transporter activity.
CCUUCUACAUAACUCACCUCUCUCUCUAACUCCGUUUAAGUUUGCCAUCAGAAAGUACUAAAUAAAAAUAAUGUCAGGUUUUGACGGUGUUGAAAAUCAAAUCAACCGUCCAGAUUCAACAGCUGGUCUCCCUCAAGUUCCUCGUGAGCCCCCAAUCACCCUCAAGUUUGUCGAUGUAUGUUACCGAGUGAAACUCCAUGUUGACUCAAGUAAGAUCAAGAAGUUACUGGGACUAGAUCACAAACCGUCCGAUGAGACUAGAACGACGGAGAGGACGAUACUUAGUGGAGUCACCGGAAUGGUGUCACCCGGCGAGUUUAUGGCCGUUCUUGGACCAUCGGGAAGCGGUAAAUCAACGUUGCUUAACGCCGUCGCAGGGAGACUCCAUGGACCAGGCCUCACCGGAAAUAUACUAGCCAACAACGCUAAACCAACGAAGCAAACGUUAAAACGUACCGGGUUCGUGGCCCAGGACGAUCUACUCUACCCUCACUUAACCGUACGGGAAACCCUAAUUUUCGUGGCCUUGCUCCGUCUCCCUCGUUGUCUAACCAGAGACGAUAAAAUAAAAGCGGCCGAGUCGGUGAUAUCGGAGCUAGGGCUCGAGAAAUGCGAAAACACAGUCGUGGGGAACACUUUCAUUAGAGGGAUCUCGGGUGGUGAGAGGAAACGUGUGAGCUUAGCUCACGAGCUACUCAUCAACCCGAGCCUUCUGGUUCUUGACGAGCCCACGUCCGGGCUUGACGCGACGGCAGCUCUUCGGCUGGUACAGACGCUAGCCGGGAUGGCUCAUGGGAAAGGAAAGACGGUGGUGACGUCUAUCCACCAGCCGUCGAGCCGUGCGUUUCAGAUGUUUGAUACUGUGCUGCUUUUGAGUGAAGGGAGGUGUUUGUUCUACGGUAAAGGACGUGACACCAUGGCGUACUUCGACUCCGUCGGAUUCUCGCCAGCGUUUCCGAUGAAUCCGGCUGACUUCCUUCUCGACCUUGCUAACGGUGUUUGUCAGAUUGACGGUGCAACGGAACGGGAAAAACCAAACGUGAGACAAACGUUGGCAGGUGCCUACGACACAUUGCUAGCCCCAAACGUUAAAACCUACAUGGAAGCGACACCUUCUCGAGAGAACGUGCGUUUUGUGAAAACGGAGACAAACGCUCGUGGAAUAGUGUCUGGCUUCACAACAUGGUUCAGCCAGCUUUGCAUUCUCCUCCACAGGCUCAUAAAAGAACGACGCCAUGAAUCCUUCGACGCACUUCGCGUUUUCCAAGUCGUCGCGGCUUCACUACUGGCGGGUCUCAUGUGGUGGCAUUCCGAUUUUCGAGACGUCCAUGACCGAUUAGGUCUACUCUUCUUCAUAUCCAUUUUCUGGGGGGUACUUCCGUCAUUUAACGCGGUUUUCACGUUUCCACAAGAGCGAGCGAUUUUCACUCGAGAACGUGCGUCUGGUAUGUACACACUCUCAUCUUACUUCAUGGCUCACGUCAUCGGAUCACUCUCCAUGGAACUGGUUCUUCCGGCAGCGUUCUUGACACUAACUUACUGGAUGGUCGGUCUACGCCCAGGGCUAGUCCCUUUCCUCCUCACACUUUCUGUAUUAUUGCUAUACGUUUUAGCUUCCCAGGGACUCGGACUUGCACUAGGUGCAGCGCUCAUGGAUGCUAAAAAAGCGUCCACGAUCGUGACGGUGACCAUGCUAGCGUUUGUUCUAACCGGCGGUUUCUACGUGAACAAAGUGCCAUCUGGAAUGGUGUGGAUGAAAUAUGUUUCCACGACGUUUUAUUGUUACCGUCUAAUGAUCGCAAUCCAGUAUGGAAAUGGUGAAGAGAUAUUGGGGAUGUUUGGAUGCGAGUUAAAGAGAACGGAAGGAGCGGCUAGGACUGAUGGGUGCCGAUUUAUGGAGGAGGAAGUGGUCGGAGAUAUUGAACUGUGGACCAGCGUUACCGUUUUGUUUUUCAUGUUUGUUGGUUAUAGAAUGUUAGCGUACUUGGCUUUAAGGCGUAUAAAACUUUAAAAUAAGCUGAGAGGGAAAAUGUUAAAUAAACAAAUGACUAGGGGGUUUAGUUUGUUCGAUUUUCCGGUGUUUUUUUUUUGUUUUUAAAUGUGAAACUAAAAUGACAAAAAGGCUUUUAGUUGAUUACAAUGAAAUGUAUAUUUCCAUCUAUUACAUUUCA